Penicillium brevicompactum is the source of this 729-nucleotide messenger RNA. Its product is annotated as presequence translocated-associated motor subunit PAM17. The record is from RefSeq and is a predicted model, not a curated record. Gene Ontology annotation, cellular component: PAM complex, Tim23 associated import motor. The transcript is spliced from 2 exons. Gene Ontology annotation, biological process: protein import into mitochondrial matrix. Bases 1 to 729 code for a protein of 242 amino acids. Lineage: Eukaryota; Fungi; Ascomycota; Eurotiomycetes; Eurotiales; Aspergillaceae.
AUGCAUGCUCAGUCACUGAACAUGUCGGCUCGCACAGCUCUGUCCUCCGGACUAUUCAAGUCCAUUGCGCCAUCGCCCGUCGGUGCUCUCCGUCCCAUUCAGCAGACCACUCCCCGGACGACAUCCAAGCAGCUCAUGCGCCUCAGCUCCACGGCAGCUCGAUCAUCUAGCCCUGCUACUCUGGAUACAACCUCCCGUCCUCACGCCCAAAAUGCCUCCAUCUCUUCUGGACUGCGAUCACAAAGCACUGCUGCGACUGCGAACGAAGUCAAGCUCGACUGGAACUCGUUCUUCAAACUUCGCGCUUCGCGCCGCCGCUACUCUCUCGCUUCCUCGGUCGCCACUUCCCUUGUCAGUACCACCGCUGGAGUACAAAUCCUCUCUGGUCAGGAUCUUGAAGCCUUGGGCGGUGCUGUGAUGGGCCUCGACCCCUUCGUGGUUCUUGGAUUGGCCACAGCUGCAUGCGGUGCCGCUGGAUGGUUAGUUGGUCCCGUUGUUGGCAACGGAAUUUGGGGAUUGGUCUACAGAAAGUUCAAGCCUUCCGUCAAUACGAAAGAGAAGGAGUUCUUCGAUCGCAUCCGUCGCUUCCGCGUUGACCCGUCCACCAACUCGAUCGCUAACCCCGUCCCCGAUUACUACGGCGAAAAGAUUGGCAGUGUGCAAGGAUACCGACAGUGGCUGAAGGAUCAGCGUGCCUACAACCGCAAGCGCCGUAACUUCAUCGCUUAA